AUGGAGAUCGGUCUUGGCGGCGAGCGCAUCUAUCGGGACUAUCGUGAUGAGUACGUCGAAUUGCCACCGGUAGCUGGUGGACGCCACCAGCAGAAUGUUCCACAGAACCCGCAUGGUGGCCAGAACACGCAAAAUUUGCGUGAAGGCUUCCAGGGUUACCACGAGCCGGAAUGGACUCAGCCACAACAUGGCCAGCAUCCCGUGCAAAGUGGGCAUGGCGCCUACAAUCCCCGUUACCCAAUUCGGGACCCUCGAAUGGGACCCCAGAGUAAGGAACUUAACCAGCCGAGUGUCGAUGAGCGCUACAGCGCACAAAAAGACCCCCAUGCUAGUUCGGUACUUUUCGCAGACCUAAGCGAGGACAGUGGUCGACUAACACCAUUCGUCGCGUUUCGUGACGAGCCUCUAACCGAUUAUGAUACCGUGGACCGCCUCCUCAAUUCGGUGUCCGUGCUCAAUUUUGGAAACACGGUUCCUGUCGCAACGCCAGUGGCCCCCGAGGACUCGUCGGAGAAUAUGGCCAACUCGCAGCUGUUAACACUGACGGCUCCGUGGAAGUCUCCGCCCCAUCCCGAGGGCAGUCACAGUCAAGAUGGACAGAACGGAAACCAGGCGCUCAGUCAGGCACAAGCUGGCCAAUGUGGUUCGCAAGACGCAGCAGGUCGCGCAACAGCGCCCGCUCACGAUAAUCAGCUGCUUACUCUUACGACGCCAUGGAAGUCGCCACCACAUGAGAACAGCAAUCCCAUGUUUAACCUGUCGAGCGAACAGAGUAAGGCCGUCGAAGAUAGCACGUACGGUGAAGCAACACAGGCCGGUCAGGAUCGCUACAUUGACAUGUACGCAAAGCCGACGGCAGCCCAGCCGCUCCAACCCAGCUCCUACCAGGACUUUCAGCAGACGUACACGUUACAGGACAUGACGGCGCCUCGCUAUGGCAACUGCAAGGACAGCUGGGAAGCGGAAUGGAGUCAGGAGUGGCCCUCCUACUGGGGUAUGCCUGAGGAGGGGCGCUCGGUUCUGGCGUCGUGAUACGGCUCGUGAUGAGAAGCGGAGAAAAUAGCGAAAAAUCACGAUUGAAGUUUGAUAGGCGCAGUUGUAUGUGUGCUUACUAUUACUUUCACAACUUCUGCUAUUAGUAGUCCGUACGGUAGUUAUGAUGAGGAUGAUAGAAAAAAAUGAAGAAGUUGAGCAUAAGACAAUUUCCGAACGAUAAAUUCGUGCAUGAUUCCAGUCAUCAGUCAAUCAAUCAAUUGUUCAAUCAGUCAAAUCAAUUAUGCUAACUAAGAUGCCGAUGCUGAUUGUGAUGAUGUUGAUGAAGGAGCUCGUUAACGCCAUAGGGAACAGAUAAUACAUGUUAGACCAAUUACAGCUGCUAUUCAUUGUUCUCACCGAUCAUCAGUAAGGCCUAAAAACGCAUUAUGGCCCACUACAGAAGCUGCUGGCCUGGAUGAGUUCGAAGCAAGAGACAUGUGUCGAUUGACGACGUCAUAUACUAUUACUGCUAACCGCAUACGCUGCGAUUGAUUUAUGAAUAGAAAAGGAUUAUAUCAACUGAUCAUUCAAUCAUUGAAUGAAUCAGUCAGUCAUGCAUCCCCCAUUACGGCAUCCUCAUCACGACCAUUCCAGCGAACUACUGGUUUCUCUAUAGUUUUCCAAAGAAAGCACAUUGCAACCGAGCAUACGGUGACGUUAAAUCUCACCCUUGUUCUGAACUAGGGUCGCUUGACGAACGUGUCAUUCUUACCAGGUUGCUCGUUCUUGAAUCGAUCGGACUCAACCAACUCAGUAUAACCAAGCAUUGUAUUUAUCUCUAUACAACAGACUGCAAUACAAGAGCUCGACUAGCGAUGGCAACAUCCGACAGUUGCUAAUUUCCUCUGCACUCAUUUGAAUUUGAGCACAGUUACUGUCUAGCCCAGUUAUUAGACCCAGCUCUACAGAGCUGAGUUACCUCCUCAGUCGCCAAUCCUCAAUGCGUAACGUUGAGCGAGACGCAAAUGUAAAUACAUAGGCAGAAUUGGAAAGGGCAGAUAGUUCUAGCUUUGCUGCAGCCGCUUGCCGUAGGUGGCUUUCGGUUCUCACGUUACUCACCCGCUCAGAAUUCUUUUUCGUUAGAAGGCUGAGAUGACGAAAACGGACGACGGCAAGGAACAACUAAAAAAUGAGCAUUCACGUCAGGUUUUCUCGAUUUCAGCCCUGUUUUUUUUUCAACUACAUCUAUUGUAGAUCCCGUUCACUCUGCUGCUACGACUGAAUGUUUUGAGAUUUACGUCCGGAACCGCGUUGACAUUGCUACCCUUAUCACUACUUCUACUGCUGUUAGAUGUACCAUUUUAAUGGUAAUGGGGGCGGCUGUAGGCAAAACGUUAUGAUCAAGUCGUGUCUGUGUGUUCUAAUAUCAUUAUUAUUAUUAUUCUUAUUUAUGUAAUUAUUGUCUCCGUUGUUCUCUGCGAAAUUGUACAAAUUAAACCGUGUUGCCUACAGACAAAAGGGCUAUCUUGAAUUGUGUGCGUCAGCUGUCGUCACGACGCUUGCUACCGAUGCCACCGCUAUAAGUAGUGAUGCAAUCCAAAAGCACGAGUGGGCAAGAGGAUGAAGUGCUGGCGGUGGGUUGGCGACAAUUGAGAUGAUUUGUGUGACACACACACGAACAUGUACAGUAUAGAAGUAUAUAUAUAUACAGAGGUAGACAUUUUUAGAAAUAUACAGAAGGGGGAGCGAGAGAGGGAGGAACAAAAAGUUUAAAUAUAUUUAUUUAAAAUUAAUAGGGAUAUUCCCGCCAACUGUUUCUUUUCUAGUUUAGUAUAGUAUGCCUCGACUAAGGAUCAAAAACAGCAUAGGAAAGAGAGAACAAACACAUCGAACAAAUCAACAAUACCUUUAUUUCAUGCUGCUUUAUUGCAUUGUGAAUUAUUUUGUUGUGACACUACUAAUAGUAUGAUACAGAUGAUUAUGACGACGGGAUGAAUUUGAUUAACACAAACGCGCAUACACAUUCAAGCGACUCCUGUUAUGACUGCUAAAUUAGUUUGAGACUGAGAAGGUCAAGAGAAUGCCAUAGAUGUGUUAUCGUUAGAGCCUGAGAAAAAUGCCCCAAUUUCCUUUCCUAUAUUCAAUUACACACGGAAGAAAGGUGACGUGUAAUACACAUAAUGUGAGCUGAUGGCGGUUUACAAAAUGUGAUGCACGAUAGGUGUCUAAAGACGUCAUUGACCGUUGGUACAUCCCCAUGAAGAAUAGCGGGGGGUGAUCUGUGAUAAAACAGGUGGAGAGAAACUCUCUCUAGCCAAUGUGGAAUUUAUACUAUUUCUAAAAUUAUGUUAAGAUUGAAGAUAAUGAUGAGGACAAUGACGACGAUAUACUGUACGCAUCAAAACUAAAAUAACAAUACGAAGAAGAGGAAAAAGGUAUUAAUUAUAAAGGGGGUAGAAGACAACGUUCGUCGAUUCGUAUUACUCUUACUCUGGAGAUGAUGAGAUGCACUUACAGGAGAGAGAUGAACACGUAAAGAAACAUACAGACGCAAAUACCAUGUUAAAGAAGAAAGGUAAAAUCAAAUGUAAAUAGUUACAUAUUUGUAUCAAAGGCAUCAGUGGCGCGGGAAAAACAUGUAGUGCUCCUGGCCCCAUCGGCCAAUCGGUCCGAUGGACAGGAUGGUCGAACGGCCUGAUGACUUUGUCCUGUUGUAUAUAUUUGCUGGUAGCUGCCCAGUUUGAGGAUGGGAUGAUAUAUCUAUAUGAAAUAAAUCUAUACAUAAGUACAUACAAGAAUAUAUAUAUAUAUAUAUAUA
This is a messenger RNA of Varroa destructor (honeybee mite), 3793 nucleotides long. RefSeq lists its product as uncharacterized. Lineage: Eukaryota; Metazoa; Arthropoda; Arachnida; Mesostigmata; Varroidae. The record is from RefSeq and is a predicted model, not a curated record.